AUGACUCUAGCAGCAUACCGGGAGAAGAUGCGAGAGCUCCCUCUGGUGUCUCUCUUCUGCUCCUGCAUCCUUCCUGAACUCAGAGACGCCGCAGCCGACAAGAAGGAAGCCGGCGUGGUGGACUUGAACCUGUGCAACAUCCGCGACAUGGAGGUGAUCGAGCUAAGCAAGCGGACAAGCGGACAAGCCUUUGAGGUGAUCCUGAAGCCACCCACCUUCGACGGCGGCCCCGAACUGAGGGCGACCACGCCGCCCCGCCAGAAACCUUCACUGGAAGAGAUCCAGAAGAAACUGGAUGCCGCCCAGGAGAGGAGGAAGUGUCAGGAGGCAGAGCUGCUGAAGCACCUGGCCGAGAGGAGGGAGCACGAGCGUGAAGUCGCUCAGAAAGCUCUGACCAAAGAGCGUCAGGAGCACCGGGCCGACGCCGACAAGGAGCAACGGCAGAUGCACCUGAACGCCUCGCAGGAGUGGCUGCAGGAGGAGGACAAGCACAGUGUGGAGGUGUCUUGAUGGCCUGAUCACAACACAAGCUGAACUUUCUUUGGAAGCCAUUUUGGAGGGCUGAUGAGCUGAGGUUUGUUGUGCCGGCGAACCUGGCGCUGCUCCGACUGGGAGACUUGACAGGAAGAGACAAGAGUGAGAGGAGGAGGA
Micropterus dolomieu (smallmouth bass) is the source of this 651-nucleotide messenger RNA. RefSeq names its product stathmin-4-like. Gene Ontology annotation, molecular function: tubulin binding. The transcript is spliced from 6 exons. Gene Ontology annotation, biological process: regulation of microtubule polymerization or depolymerization; neuron projection development; microtubule depolymerization. NCBI's taxonomy places the organism in Eukaryota, Metazoa, Chordata, Actinopteri, Centrarchiformes, Centrarchidae. Bases 1 to 510 code for a protein of 169 amino acids. Gene Ontology annotation, cellular component: cytoplasm; neuron projection. The record is from RefSeq and is a predicted model, not a curated record.